AUGGUCGAUGUCCAACAAUCAUCACUACCAACAUACAUCCACUCCUAUCUCGAACGAUCAAUCACCAAGCUCAAGUAUGAUAACCCAUACUAUAACAAUCAUUUAUACUUACCACUUAGGAAGCCAUUCUACUCGGUGCUGUACCAUCUGUUCAAGAGGUAUAAUAGGUAUAUGUGGAGGAAUAGUGAUGGAUGCUUUGUGUUUGGUAGAGAUCAGUUUGUUGAGAAGGCUCAUAGGGGACAGACAAAGAAGUUCAUAGAGAUAAUCAGUGGUUCACAGAUGGUCGACGUGUUCUUGAUGAUGAAGGAGGUGGAGUUCUCAAAGCAAGGCAACAUCAACUGUCAAUUCCUCUCACACGGACAAAAGUAUUGUGAUGCCAUCAUUAUGGAGUCCAACAGGCCAAAGAGUCGGUAUCAUUGUCCUGUAUGCAUGCAAUCAACAUUUGGUCGAGCAUCAUUGGAGUUCUCUGGAUACAUUGUGCACCAAAAGUGCUUUGUCUGUGGCCGGUGCGGCAUGGGCCUGCAUCGAUUGGAGCGAGAGAAGAUCAUCAUCAAAUCGAACGACUUCCAGCCAUUGAAGUUGUACUGUGCCAACUGUCGAAGGAAGAAUAUAGUCAAUCUUUUGAUUGGAUUCAUUCCAUUCAAGUCUCAGACUGAUUCAGUGAUUGGAUCAGAGUGUGGUGAUGGGGACGUGGACAUAAUACAAUGUUGGAGCAAGAGCAAGAGCAGCAGCAGCAACACACCAUCAUCGUUGUUCACAUCGGUCAAGCUCAAGUUCAAACCUUCCCGGCCAUAUGAUCCGGUGAACCAUUUUAAGCCAAUGGAGUACCAUCACGGAACGUUCCCAAUGUACAUCCGACCGAGACCACUGCCUCCUGUCCCACAUCAGCGUCGUUCAAAGCGACCAGUCAAGGCACUGCCCAAAGUUCCAAAGAAGCAUCAGGUGACACCAACAUACAGGGGUAGACCACUUCCAAAGAUACCCUCCACUAUUCCAACUUACACAAGGAUUCGCGAGUUACCAUGUCCAGUGUAUUCACCUCCCAAGGCACCCUUUGCCAACUUUAGGAAGCCCUUACCCUUGCCACCACCACAUCCCGACAUGAUGAGAAUAUCAACCAGUUACUCAUUAUCUAACAGUGAUAUUAAAUGCCGCCAAUGA
Molecule: messenger RNA, 1161 nt
Organism: Acytostelium subglobosum LB1
Lineage: Eukaryota; Evosea; Eumycetozoa; Acytosteliales; Acytosteliaceae
Exons: 2
Coding region: 1-1161 (386 amino acids)
Source: RefSeq, a predicted model, not a curated record